GGGGAGAGGCGGCUCGGGCGGGAAGGGAGCGGCUUCCCCUCCGCAGUGCCCCUCGCCCCGAGUCUGUAACUCGCUUUGGACUCUCAAUAAAGCGUACCGUGGGAGCAUAACAGUGAGAUACGAUGUGUUAGUGCGGAUUGUCGUUUUUUUGUUCUGAUUUCCCCAAAUAGUCGAAGUAGUUUCCGUUGGUGGGACGCUGGUGGCACGUCGGUGAAAUCCCCUGUAGGAAGUCGUCUGUGGUAGUUCUCAAGGCAUUUGUGUAUUUUCCUUUGACCUGCGUGCUAAGGUGGCUUUGAUUUAACGGCGAAUGCUUCAUAGUAGCAUUAAAUGUGCUCAGAGUUGUGAAUGCAUACUCUGUAGUUCUUCAGCCUAUUUUAAGUUACUCGUUACUUCUGAAUUAUUAGUAAGAUUGUGCAGUUAGCUGAGUUUUGUAUGCAUACAAGUAUCUGCAAGGGAACAUAACUGUGCCAUAUAAGUAGGGUUAAGAGUAUAUGUGGCAGAUCAGCAUACUCUAAAUAGAGACUUUUUCAUGACCUACUUUUUUUGCUGAAAACACUUUGUUUUCUAGUUGGAUUUUUUUAAGGCUGUGUGCCAGACAGAAACUGUCGAGGAAGAUUCCUCAUGAUAAAAUGGAUGUUCUUGGUAGGAGGUGGAUGAUUUUGAUUUGAUGGUAUUUUCAAGCUUAAUCAACCUGAGACAUUCUCCUAAGGCUGUGGUACAGUUCAAAGGCUGCACCACAAGCCCUUGGAUUCUUCAUAUCAAUCACAGCUGCUGCAAAUUAACCUUUUUGGUAUCUAGUGCCAAAUUUAUUUGUGAAAACUGUAGGUUGUUGGCAGUGCCAAUCCAAAUCUUGGUGCCAAUGGUUCACCCUUGUUGCAUAACACUCUUUAGAUGUUACAGAUAAUGGCCAAAUCUCUGCUCUCCUAUGUAAAAAAAGAUGUAGAAAAGUCUUUUUUUUAUUUGAGUUAUUUGAGUUCAUUGCUGAUUGGUGCUUAAGUUAAUGUGUGAGCCUAAUAGGAGGGCAGACCUGCAUUACUGACAGGCCUGGCUGUCUUUGCCACUAAGCUAUUCAACAAUGUUUGCUUUUCUGAGAUCAGGUAUUUUUCAUCUGAUGCAUGUCUGACAUGAAGGUCAUGUUGCUGUUCAAGCAAACUAGAGAGAAUUUAAUUACAAAUACAACAGUCAGAGGAAAGCAGAAAAUACUGGAAUUAAAGCUGACUGCAGUUAACAUAUUAGUGUAAUUUUCACUAUCAUGAUAGCAGUGUGGAUAGUCUAUGAUAUCUAAAUCAAUAUUUGAAGUAUUGGUUGUGAAAUCAUUGUCAAAAGAUGUUUGAUUCAUGUAGGAAACAGACGGGAACUUUUUGAGUUUGUAAGUUGCUAUAAUCACUGGUAAUUGAUAAUGUACAUUAAAGUGAUAUCAGAGUGUUCAUGAGAUUCUAACUACUCUAUGCUGAACUUCAAAAUAUUAUUGACCUUGGUAUGGACAGGCACAUAAGGUUAGCUAGAAAUGGCCAUUCUGAAUUUCUAGCAAUAGUGUGAGAUGUUGAAAUCAGUAGGGUAGUAGCAUUUUUGAAGGUCAGAUCUGGGGAAGCAGGUUAAAUUGGUUUUUUCUUCAGUAGUGGGGAGAAAAGGACAUUCUCAAAGGGUGUUAUUUUUCCAGAUAUAAUGGAUGUGAGAGAUGAUGGGUCUCCAGCCAUCUUCUCAGUGCAAUUCUGCCAUCUGUCACUUGAGCAGAGAAAAGUGUUUAAUGAGCCUUUAAUGGAACUUGGUGAUUUAAAGCCCUUAUCAGAGACACUCUGUGUGUUGAUUCAGGUACCUGUGAUGCUGCAGUCCAUGCUCCUCCAGAGGGAGGGUGUCCCUUUCAGGGGUGCACCUGGGGACAGACACUGGGCUGGGAGGUCUCCGUGCUGCCAGAUGUUCUGCAGCAGCUGGUGUGGGCCUGUUGGUCUUGCCCAGCUGGUGCUCAGCACUGCAGUGGUAGAAGAGGAGCGGGUCUGGGCUCUGGGGGGCAGGACACCACCCUGAGAGAUGCUGAGCCAAACUUGAUUUGAAUUUGGGCUGCAGUCUCUGCUGCUCUGUUGUCUGUAGACUCUGGUGUGGUAGCCAGGCAUCCCAAGCUGCCAGCUUUUAGCUCCACUUGCUUCCCACAGAGCCUUCACACACAGUUCCACCUAAACUCCUGCUGAGUGCUAUUCUGCACCCUUCUGGUAACUGUGUCAUCUUUAUUGAGGGGAUAAAAACCUGAAUCUAAGAUGGAUGCAAAGAAGUAGUAUAAUUUUCCUUUGAACAUAAGUAAAACAGCAAUAAUAAUUUGAUGUUAGUUUAAUUGCCAGCUAAUUGUGGCAUCUGGCUAAUGAGACUGUGCAGAAUACAUUGCAGUAAUGUGGAAGUUCAGGAGCUGAUUGAAUCAGAGAAGUCUAAACCCAGCAGAAGCUCUUCCCUAUUUACUCACUUGUAGACAAAACCCUCUCCACACAUUUGUGUAGGAGCUCUUAGAAGCCUGAAAACAUAAAACAUUAUCACAUUGCCAUAAGAGUAACUCCAACAGUCUCAAGUCUUUAUUUCAGAGCCAGUGAUGCUUUUAUUCUCCAAAAAAGUCCUCAUGCAAAGUGUUACACAGCUGUCAUGCUAGCAGAGCUUGAUGGAAAUGACACAGUGAAGAGAACCCUCAAACACUGUUCAGCAGAGUUGAUUUUAGCACUGUGGAGUAGCAGCAGACUGCUCUUUGAAAUAGCAAUCUCAUUUCAAUUUUAAAUGUAUUGUUGUAUCUUGCUUGUGAUAGUGUCACUGCACUAUUGUAGAGUUGCUGAGCCAUCUUGAGAGAGCAGCUGGAAGGGUUUUGUGGGAUGGGAGGCUGGGGCUCUGCAGACCCUUCUCACUCUGUCCAGGACUGUGGGUGAGUGUAGGGGAGGUUGGAUGUGUUGUUGUCACUGGGGGGUUUCUUACAGUGCCAGUCCUUGGGAUGGGCUGCCAAGUGGAAAUCAGCCUUGGGUUGACAACUCUUCAGAAAUUUUGUGAGUGCUAGUAUUCGUUGCUUAAAAGUAAAUAAACGUGCAUGAGUUUUGUUGGAAAUGCCUCUUUGUUUGCUGCUGUUAGUGCAUCAGUGACAUGGUAAUGGGAUUUUUAUUAUUUUAGUUGAACAGUGGGAUUUUGUGAGUUUUUGUCUUUUUUCCACUAGAUGGCCCAAGCACGCUUCAAUGAGAACUGAAACUUGAUUCAUUUCUCUUUUAACUGAAGUGAAAACUCUACAUUGAGAGGCAUAUACCAACCUGUGUGAUGCUUUGUGUUUGUUUAAAAUACAAACACCUUCUAUCUACCAAGAGAGUGUUGGUCAAUGGAAGGAAUAUGCAGUAAUGAAAUGGUUUUUUCCUUGAUUAGAACAUUUUUUAUCAAGUGUAGUAUAAAGCUAUUUAGUCUUGUGUUGAAAAGAGAACUGGUGUGCUUUCAUUGACUGUGCUCCACAGUAAUUCAGGGAGUUCAGGGAGCCUCUGGAAAGGUGUUGAUCUGAAGUUUGUCCCUAACAUCUCCUGGGACUGAGACUGGUAUUUUGCAAGUCACCAUAAUUGAUUUUUUUUUUGAGGGGUGUCUUGAGUUUUGCUGCACAGGGUAACAGCUUUGCAGUUCAUUUCAGUAGUGUAUAAAUGUGGGCAGUGGGUUCUGCAUGGGCUGCUAAAUGUACAGACUCAUUCAAUUCAGUUUAACAGACAUGAAGUGUAACUUGUUAUCAUGAUUGGUUAGUGGAGGAAGGUGGAUAUACACUGAAGGCAGCUCCUCCAUGGGGCUUGUUGGACACUGGAAUGAGGCUGAAGUGGUAGGAUGUUCAUCCAUAGAGAGACAUUCAGAACUCAACAGGACUGAGCCCUGGGCCAGCUCUGGCUGGGAUAUUGAACUAUGUGAUCUUGACAGGUCUCCUUCAGCCUUAAUUAUUCAGCAAUUCCAAAAUGGGAUUUUAUUAGUUCCUUUGCUCCACUGCUGUUUAAACCAAAAAUAAAUGGAAAAUGGAUAGUUGUCUUUCUGAGCAAGUUGUAACCUCAGUAACUCCCAGCUUGCCUUUGCUUCUGAGGGCCUUGAUGUGGUGGUAUUAGACCACCAGAAAAAGGAUGUCUGUCUGUGAGCGUGCUUUUCCUCCUUAACUUGCAAUCCCUACUGGGGAAAAAAAAGCCAUUUAAAGGGAGUGCUCUAUUGCUUCAUUUCACUGCUGCACUUGCCAAGUGUCAGCUCUUGCCUUAUGUUUGGUAUUAUUACUUCUAGUGUCUCUUUUUAACAGGUAUAACAGAUUAUUUCUUACUCCAUUUCUUAGGAUCUUUCCUAGAUUUUCUCUUUUGCUUUUUUCCUUUAUGGGAAAGGGACAGCUGUUGUCCCUUCCUCUGCAUCUGACUGUAUACAGAAAUUAUAUUUUAGGGUGAACAGAAAUAGUGGUGGACAAGAUGUCAGAAAGGUGCUGUGUUUCAUACCUAUCUCAGUGCAUUUCCAUAGUGGUGCCCCCUAAAUACAUGUAGGCAUUUUGGAUAAGUGGAUAUAAUGCCUUUGGGUGCAUGACACAGCAGCCAAGAUGUAGAACUGUGUGAAAGCUGGGCCAAGCUGCACAAGGUUGCAGUAUCAGAUGUCACUAGUAGAUUUGGGAAAGAAACUUUUAGAAGCUGCACGAGCAGGUCAAGAUGAUGAAGUUCGCAUUUUGAUGGCAAAUGGAGCACCUUUCACCACAGACUGGCUGGGAACAUCUCCACUUCAUCUAGCAGCACAGUAUGGACAUUACUCCACCACAGAGGUGUUGCUGCGGGCAGGUGUGAGUCGGGAUGCCAGAACCAAAGUGGACAGAACUCCGUUACAUAUGGCAGCAUCAGAAGGCCAUGCCAGCAUAGUAGAAGUCUUACUUAAGCAUGGUGCUGAUGUCAAUGCCAAGGACAUGCUCAAAAUGACUGCACUUCACUGGGCUACUGAACAUCACCACCAAGAAGUUGUGGAACUCUUGAUAAAGUAUGGAGCAGAUGUUCAUGCUCAGAGUAAAUUUUGCAAAACGGCAUUAGAUAUCGCAGUAGACAACGGAAAUGAAGACAUUGCAGAAAUAUUACAGAUUGCAAUGCAGAACCAGAUCAACACGAACCCCGAGAGUCCGGACACGGUGACGAUACACGCAGCCACGCCGCAGUUCAUCAUCGGGCCUGGAGGGGUGGUCAACCUAACAGAUGAAACAGGAGUGUCUGCUGUACAGUUUGGAAAUUCAUCAACAUCAGUAUUAGCUACGUUGGCAGCUUUGGCAGAAGCAUCAGCUCCACUGUCUAAUUCUUCAGAAACACCAGUUGUGGCCACAGAAGAAGUUGUGACUGCAGAAUCUGUGGAUGGGGCCAUUCAGCAGGUGGUCAGUUCUGGAGGGCAGCAGGUUAUUACCAUAGUUACAGAUGGCAUUCAGCUGGGCAACCUGCAUUCCAUUCCAACCAGUGGCAUAGGGCAGCCCAUCAUUGUCACCAUGCCAGAUGGGCAGCAAGUGCUAACAGUUCCAGCAACAGACAUUGCUGAAGAAACUGUAAUAAGUGAAGAACCGCCAGUGAAGAGACAGUGCAUUGAGAUUGUUGAAAAUCGUGUGGAGUCUGCAGAAAUAGAAGAAAGAGAAACUCUUCAGAAACAGCUGGAUGAGGCAAACAGAGAAGCACAAAAAUAUCGUCAGCAGCUUCUAAAGAAGGAACAAGAAGCAGAGGCCUAUCGGCAGAAGUUAGAGGCAAUGAACCGCCUCCAGACUAAUAAAGAAGCUGUUUAAUAAAAAAUGAACACACUGCAAAGCCUGUUACUUUCAAAAACCUGCAGUACAAUCUUGAACUGUACACUAUAUAGGUACAGCCAUGGGAUUUCAUGAUAGAGAAGAUGCUACAAGUUGAUAACUGGACUUAAGCCGUGAGCUCUGAUUGAUUUCUUGUAACAUAAAAACUCUGAAUUUAGAAAUUGUGAAAAGUAUUUAAAAUUAAAUACUGUAAAUAGUUGGUUUUUUUACAGUUUCAAAAUGAGUUGAUAAAUCUUUUUGAAGGGAUCCAGAAACAUGAAAAGCCAAUGUUUUUGUGAAAUUUUUGAUUUUAGUAUGAAUCUAACUUCUGAAAAACAGAACAGUUUUAAGGGUGAUGUUGAUUUAAGCUGACAAUUUGAAAUUUGAUUAUGUGACAAAAUUAAUUGACAGUUAUUUCUACAUGAUAACAGCUCAACUUCUCUGAAUAAGACAUUUCCAGGUGGAAAUCUUUGUACAGCUUUAAGUAGUUGUCUCAGAUUCUCUGAAAACCAUUUUUGGUUUUUUUUUUAUUUUAGGUGGUGAAAUUUUUAUAUUUAAUUUCAGAUAUAUCCAAGUAGAUUUACAUGUAUAUGAAGCUAAUAUUUUUUAAACUUUUCAGUUUGUACAUAUGCUGCAUGUUUUUAUAAUUUCUACACAUACAUCUUGCAUAGGUAUUUUUCAGCAAAGAUGAGAAAAAUUAUGAGAAAAAUGUUUAGCCUAUAGGUCAUUUGAAGUAAGCUAGCAGCCAGUUUUAUUGUGGAUGGUAUAUUUCUUGGAAGAAUGUAAUUUGUAAUUAAGGAGAACAAAAAAGUAUCUUAAUUUACAUAUUAAGAAGCAAAAUUUGGUAGUGGAGGCGUCGAAACUUCACUUUGUGUGUCUUAUGAUUUUUCUGUACAAACAUUUUAAAGUUCAGUAAUGAAUAGAAAGGAAUGUCUCCACUGGAACACAAAUAGUAGCUAUUUUAGACUAUCCCUGUUGGUCUCUCUUCCCCAAUAGCCUUGAAAUUACUUCAGUGAUACAUUUUUUUUAACGGACUUUUGCAUUUUAAUUACGCAAUUGGACGAGUAAUUUUUUUUAUGUUGUAUUGAUGCUCUUCCUAGCCAGCAUCAUUGUUCCUCACUGUGAUACUGUGUUUGUGUGUGUCUGUGCAGUGAUCUAUUAUGCUUAAAAUUUAUAUGGCACGUUACAUCUUCAGAGCAUUGUAAAAUCUUUUAAAGAACCCUUACUGCUCUGCCUGAGGCAGGUAAGUGAGUGUUAUUGUCUCAAUUUUAUAACUGGUUUAAGUGCAACAUGAGGGAGUUAAAUGACUUACCACCACGUGAACCUGUGGUCACCUGGGAAUGGAUCUCAGGAGUUCCUGGCUUCUAGUCCUGUGCUUAGACUGAGCUGCCUUAAGAUUGUUCAGUGCUGUGUUACAUUAAAUUUUGAACUACUGUGCAGAUCUGUUUUUUGUAAGAUAAAACUCUUUGUGCUUUGCUUUGUUGUUCCAUGUUCACUGCUUUUAUGGAAUUGUUUAUAUAAACUUAAGCAAAACGUCUGGUUUAUCUAUACUGUACACGGAAGAAUUACCCUUAAAACUGUACUCUGGCCUACUUUUUCUAUUUUACAAUUAAAUAUCUUUUCCACAUAUAUAAA
Messenger RNA from Melospiza georgiana, 7390 nucleotides. RefSeq names its product GA binding protein transcription factor subunit beta 1 (gene GABPB1). The transcript has 9 exons. The record is from RefSeq and is a predicted model, not a curated record. Gene Ontology annotation, molecular function: protein binding; transcription cis-regulatory region binding. Lineage: Eukaryota; Metazoa; Chordata; Aves; Passeriformes; Passerellidae. Gene Ontology annotation, biological process: positive regulation of transcription by RNA polymerase II. The coding region runs from base 4604 to 5755 and encodes 383 amino acids. Gene Ontology annotation, cellular component: nucleus.